Messenger RNA from Salmo salar (Atlantic salmon), 1358 nucleotides. RefSeq names its product methyltransferase like 21e (gene mettl21e). The record is from RefSeq and is a predicted model, not a curated record. Lineage: Eukaryota; Metazoa; Chordata; Actinopteri; Salmoniformes; Salmonidae.
AUGCUGGGUGUUGCUGCGGAUGCUGAGCUGGCAGCUGCCAUUAUGUCCAGGACGAUCAUCCAGUCUCUGAUCACCGUGGAAGCCUGGGAGGGCUACACCUUCGCCGAUCAUCAGAUCAGGAUCAAGGAGUCACAUGACCUCUACGGAGCUGUGAUGUGGCCCUCGGCCAUAGUGCUGUGUUACUUCCUGGAUACGCACCGUGACACGUACAACCUGCUGGACAAGAACGUCAUCGAGCUGGGCGCCGGGACCGGUCUGGUCUCCGUAGUUACCAGCCUUUUAGGUGCCAAGGUGACGUCCACGGACCUACCGGAGGUGCUGAGUAACCUGCAGUAUAACGUACUCCGUAACACCAGGGGGCAGUGUAGACACCCUCCUCAGGUCACUGAGCUGUCCUGGGGGAAGGAGCUCGAACAACACUUCCCUCAGGCUACCUGUCACUACGACUACGUGUUCGCCGCUGACGUGGUGUACUGCCACCCUUACCUGGGGGAACUCUUGGACACCUUCGAUCACCUGUGUCAGGACGGGACGGAGAUCCUCUGGGCCAUGAGGUUCCGUCUGGACAGAGAGAACCAGUUCGUAGAACGGUUCCGGUCCAGGUUCCAUCUGGAAGAACUGUAUGAUCUGCCUAGUCUCAGUAUCAAACUGUACCGAGCAUCAAGGAAGGAGAUGGGAAGGAAGACACCGUCUGGAGAGGCUGCAGGGGGAUGGAGAGAUGGAUGGAUGGAUGGAUGGAUGGAUGGAUGGAUGGAUGGAUGGAGAGGCUGCUUAAUACUACCAUGCUCUACGGAAGCAGUCUGAGACACUGCAGGGGGAUGGAUGGAUGGAUGGAUGGAUGGAUGGAUGGAUGGAUGGAUGGAUGGAUGGAUGGAUGGAUGGAUGGAGAGGCUGCUUAAUACUACCAUGCUCUCACGGAAGCAGUCUGAGACACUGCAGGGGGAUGGAGAGAUGGAUGGAUGGAUGGAUGGAUGGAUGGAUGGAUGGAUGGAUGGAUGGAUGGAUGGAUGGAUGGAUGGAUGGAGAGGCUGCUUAAUACUACCAUGCUCUACGGAAGCAGUCUGAGACACUGCAGGGGGAUGGAGAGAUGGAUGGAUGGAUGGAUGGAUGGAUGGAUGGAUGGAUGGAUGGAUGGAUGGAUGGAUGGAUGGAUGGAUGGAUGGAUGGAUGGAGAGGCUGCUUAAUACUACCAUGCUCUACGGAAGCAGUCUGAGACAAUGCAGGGGGAUGGAUGGAUGGAUGGAGAGAUGGAUGGAUGGAGAGAUGGAUGGAUGGAGAGAUGGAUGGAUGGAUGAGAGAUGAUGGAUGGAUGGAUGGAUGGAUGGAGAGAUGAUGGAUGGAUGGAGAGAUGGAUGGAU